AUCUAAACCGUGAAGGGAUCUUGGGGUCUUACACUGCGGCAUUAGACUAUGGCACUCCUCCUUCUGCCACAGCUGUAGAUAGAGACCUUACCACCGCUGCUCUCGCACAGGCCUCUAUUGCGGCUUCCAUCUCUGCGCGUGCACAGCAGCCCAGCCCAACCCCUCCCUGAGCUACUGCUGCUUUCACCGCUGCCACCUCCUCAGCUUAGGCGUCCACCGCCACCCAAGCAUCCGUGAGUCAUUUUCUGCCUUUCUCUGGUCUCGCGGUCUCAGCAGUAGUCACCAAGUUAAGAGGUUUGCAGGGUUGCAAAAUGGCAGAAGCGGAUCUUAAAGCGGUUUCGGAGCCUGCCGCCCAAAGGGUUGCUGAAGAGAAUAUGGCCAGCUCAUCUAGUGAUUCUGGGGAAGAAUCUGACAGCCAUAGCUCUAGCAGCAGCACUAGUUGCAGCAGCACAGGCAGCGGCCGCAGCCGCUUAUAUAGAAAGAGGAGGGUAUCUGGGCCUUCCAGAAGAGCACGACGGGCUCCGCUGGGUAAAAGUUUUGUUGAUCAGCUGCCUCACGCUGUUAGAAAUCGUGUGCAGGCGCUCAGAAAUAUUCAAGAUGAAUGUGACAAGGUAGACAUCUUGUUCUUAAAGGCAAUUCACGAUCUCGAAAGAAAAUAUGCCGAACUCAAUAAGCCUCUAUACGAUCGGCGAUUUCAAAUAAUCAAUGCAGAAUAUGAACCCACAGAAGAAGAAUAUGAAUGGAAUUCAGAGGAUGAGGUGUUCAGCAAUGAUGAGGAGAUGCAGGAAGACAGCCCUAGUGAAAUGCCUCCUUUAGAGGGUGAGGAAGAAGACGACGACCCUAAAGAAAAACCUGAGGUAAAGGCUGAAGAAAAUAAGAUUCCAAAUGAAAUUCCUGAGACAAAGGUUGAAGAAAAAUCAGAGUAUAAAGAUUUUCUGGGGGCAAAGCCUGAAGUGAAAGAAGACCCUAAAGUAGUCCCCCAGGCAAAGGCAGAAGAUAAAGAACCACCUAAAGCAACAGAAGCUAAGGCUCCUAAAGAGGCUCCUAAAAUAAUUCCUGAGGUCAGGCCUAAAGAAAGAGUGAAUCUUAAAAGAGCCCGUAAGGGAAAGCCUAAAAAAGAAGACCCUAAAGGCAUUCCUGACUAUUGGCUGACUGUUUUAAAGAAUGUUGACAAGCUUGGGCCCAUGAUUCAGAAAUAUGAUGCACCCAUUCUGAAGUUCUUGUCAGAUAUUAGCCUAAAGUUCUCAAAACCUGGCCAGCCUAUAAGUUACACAUUCGAAUUUUAUUUUCUACCCAAUCCAUACUUCAGAAAUGAGGUGCUGACCAAGACAUAUAUAAUAAAGUCAAAACCAGAUCACAAGGAUCCCUUCUUCUCUUGGGGAUGGGAAAUCCAGGAUUGCAAAGGCUGUAAAAUAGAUUGGAGAAGAGGAAAGGAUGUUACUGUGACAACCACCCAGAGUCGAACAACAGCUACUGGAGAAAUUGAGAUUCAGCCAAGAGUGGUUCCUAAUGCAUCAUUCUUCAAUUUCUUUAGCCCUCCUGAGAUUCCUAAGAUUGGAAAGCUGGAGCCACGAGAAGAUGCUAUCCUCAGUGAGGACUUUGAAAUUGGUCAAACUUUACAUGACAAUGUCAUCCUAAAAUCGAUCUAUUACUAUACAGGAGAAGUCAAAUAUAGCUAUGAAGAUGGGAAAGAUUAUGGAAACAGGAAAUACUGAAAAUUAAAAAGAAGCUGCCUGAAAGAAUUUUUAAGAAUCUCAAAACUUCAGGAAGAAGUGAAGCGGGUUUAUAUAGCCUUAGGCAAGAUGGGAGGGGGACUACUCUAAACCUCAACACUAGCAUUCCUUAUAAUCUUGUGUUUUUAUAUUUUCUUCAGUAGUCUGGAAAAUGGUCUUACAGUGUCUAAGUAUUAUUUUGUCUAGCCUGUUGUACUGUAAUAUUCUUCAAAUUAUGUAAAUGUCAGUUAUCUAAAGCAUGUUCAUUUUGUGCUACAGAGUUCUGAUUUUUGUGAAGUCCUUUUGUCAUGUUUCUAUUAGAAUGUAGCUGUGAAAACUCGUAAUUGUCAAUUGAGACAAAUAUUUGCUUGGAAAAAAAAACAGUUCCUGAAGUACCAACGCGAGGUUUUUUUUUUUUUACCAGCCCAGAAGACUAAAAGUUUAAGUCUGCUUGCACUAGCUGUGCCUUCAUUACUUUGCUAUAGAAAUACAGUACUUACAGUAACUAGAACAGCUUAACAGUGAAAUUUGACUGCUUAAAAAAAGAUUAGCAUACAUUUAAAAAUGUCCAUCAAGACCAUAUAUGAUAUGACUGUGAGCUUAUUUAUGUGACAUAGUGGUUUAUAAAUUAAUAAUAAAGUUAUUGUUUACCACUGAA
Molecule: messenger RNA, 2370 nt
Organism: Suricata suricatta (meerkat)
Lineage: Eukaryota; Metazoa; Chordata; Mammalia; Carnivora; Herpestidae
Gene: NAP1L3
Product: nucleosome assembly protein 1 like 3
Exons: 1
Coding region: 312-1715 (467 amino acids)
Biological process (GO): nucleosome assembly
Cellular component (GO): chromatin; nucleus
Molecular function (GO): histone binding; chromatin binding
Source: RefSeq, a predicted model, not a curated record